AAUUAAUGAUCGUCCACCACACAAAAAACAUGCUCGGCGAUAGAAUGGAAUUUGGGUUAUCGGGUAAUCGGGGGCCAUACAUACCCAUUAGCAUCAGAACCCGACCCGUCGUUUGUCGGGUUCGGAUGAUGACAGAGCAUAUCCAAUUAUCCAGCCUGUCACGCCCCAACUCACCUGCUGCAGAAUCGUCCAGAAAUUGAUAUGUCCUUCUUCUGUUCUUCUUACGUACAUAUAAUAGUCUGCGCACAGGGGAGAAAGGUGUCGUCUUUGUUGAAGUCUCCACCCCCUCGCUCUCUCUCUCUCUCUCUCUCUCUCUCUCUCUCUCUCAGGGGGGUGAGAUAGUUUGAUAAAAUGGGUGAAGUGAGUCAUACAACUAAGAUUUCUAAGGACGUCACUGAAUUGAUCGGGAAAACUCCGUUGGUGUAUCUCAACAAUGUCGUGAGUGGCUGCAAGGCCCGUAUUGCUGCUAAGCUUGAAAUGAUGGAGCCCUGCUCCAGUGUUAAGGACAGGAUUGGAUAUAGCAUGAUUACUGAUGCUGAGGAAAAAGGCCUUAUCACUCCUGGGCAGAGUGUCCUGAUUGAGCCUACCAGUGGUAAUACUGGCAUAGGGUUGGCUUUCAUAGCAGCAGCGAAGGGUUAUAAGCUUGUCCUAACAAUGCCAGCGUCCAUGAGUCUCGAGAGAAGGAUCAUUCUUAAAGCUUUUGGUGCUGAGUUGGUUCUAACUGAUCCGGUUUUGGGAAUGAAAGGAGCAGUUCAGAAGGCUGAAGAGUUGGCUGCAAAGACACCCAAUUCAUAUAUUCUUCAACAAUUUGAAAACCCUUCCAAUCCAAAGCUUUACGGUGUGGAACCAUCAGAAAGUGCUGUUUUAUCGGGAGGAAAGCCAGGCCCACAUAAGAUCCAAGGAAUAGGAGCUGGUUUUAUUCCUGGAGUUUUGGAUGUUAAUCUAAUUGAUGAAGUAGUUCAGGUUUCAAGUGAUGACGCUAUUGAAAUGGCAAAGCUUCUUGCCCUGAAAGAAGGGUUGUUGGUUGGAAUAUCAUCUGGAGCUGCUGCUGUUGCUGCCGUUAGAAUUGCACAGCGUCCAGAGAAUGAAGGGAAACUGAUUGUGGUUGUUUUCCCCAGUUUUGGAGAGCGAUAUCUUUCCUCAGUGCUAUUCCAGUCGAUAAAGAAGGAAGCUGAGAGCAUGGUAUUUGAGCCCUAAGCAGAAUAUGUUUACAACUGGAUGUUAAAAAAAAAACAAAUAAAUGAAAAGGGAGACUCAGAGCAUGGUGUCUGGAUGUUUAAAAAAUAAAAAAAUAAAAAAAAGGGAGACUGAGAGCAUGGUGUCUGGAACCGUGAAAAUAAAAAGGGAUUUUCUUAAGGCAUUCCUUCAGCAGAAUCUUCUUAUGGCUCGCAUAUCAGAAUAAUUUAAAUCAUAUGGUUUUCUUCAAGCAGAAUACUUACUCAUAUAUAACAUGAGGACUAGGUGCACAUCACUUAUGUUAUCUAUAUGAUGUGUAUCUUAUGCUUUACUGUUUUAUGGAGAAUUCUGCUGCAUGUUUCUUGGACAUGAGAAUAUAUGAUACAUUAUAUGACAUCUCUUAUUGUUCACUAGCCAUGUAUUCCUG
Messenger RNA from Asparagus officinalis (garden asparagus), 1603 nucleotides. RefSeq names its product cysteine synthase. Gene Ontology annotation, cellular component: cytoplasm. Bases 352 to 1197 code for a protein of 281 amino acids. The record is from RefSeq and is a predicted model, not a curated record. Gene Ontology annotation, molecular function: cysteine synthase activity. The transcript has 10 exons. NCBI's taxonomy places the organism in Eukaryota, Viridiplantae, Streptophyta, Magnoliopsida, Asparagales, Asparagaceae.